AACUCCCACUCCAGAUCUUCAAACUAGUUAUCCUAUAUUUCUAUAUAUAUUCCCACCAUCAAACCCGAAAAAGAAAACCAAAGUCCAUUUCUUGAAAUUUACUCUUUACACUUUCACGAUUGAUUUCCAUCAAUCUAUUUUCUUCUUUUCUAUACCCAAAUUAACCAUGUACAAAUCCCCAACUAUUUUCCACUGUUUCAUCACCAUUAUUAUCAUCAUCAGUUUUGUAUUGUUAUCGGGAAGUGUGAGUGCUACAAAAUAUGAAGAAGAUAUUGGGAUUUAUGAGCUCAACAAUGGCCAUUUUUCUGUAAAAUUAACCAAUUGGGGUGCAACCAUUGUCUCUGUUUUUCUUCCUGACAAAAAUGGGAAAGUCGAAGAUGUGAUUCUUGGAUAUGACAAUAUCGAUACAUACAAGAAUGAUUCAACCUACUUUGGAGCUAUUGUUGGACGUGUUGCUAAUCGAAUAGGAGGAGCUAAGUUCACGUUAAAUGGGACUUCUUAUAAGUUACAUGCUAAUGAGAAGGGAAACAUUCUUCAUGGCGGCACUCCCGGGUUUAGCGACGUUGUUUGGAAGGUCAAAAAAUAUGAAAAAGAUUGUGAAUCGCCUUGUAUCACCUUCACAUACCACAGUUUUGAUGGCGAACAAGGGUUUCCCGGAGAUCUCAAAGUAAUGGUGACCUAUUCACUCCUCGGCAAGUACAAACUCCGCGUAAAAAUGGAAGCAAAAUCCCUAAACAAAGCAACGCCGGUGAAUUUAGCACAACACAUGUACUGGAAUCUUGGAGGCCACAACAGCGGCGAUGUAUUAUCGCAAAAAAUCAAAAUCUUCGGGUCUCAUAUCACGCCGACAGACGACGAACUCAUCCCCACCGGAAAAAUUGUCUCUGUCAAAGGUACGCCCUACGAUUUCCUCAAACCCUACACGAUAAAAAGCAAAAUCGGGGGACUUCCCGACGGCUAUGACAUCAAUUACGUGCUGGACGGAGAAAAGGGGAAGAAGAUGAAAGUCGCCGCCGUCGUGUGGGAUGAUAAGUCUGGUAGGUCGAUGAAAUUGACAACGGAUACACCGGGGGUGCAGUUUUAUACCGGAAAUUAUGUAAAAGAUGUGAAGGGAAAAGGGGGGUGUGUGUAUGAAGCGCACGCCGGAUUGUGUUUGGAGACACAAGGAUUUCCAGAUGCUGUUAACCACCGGAAAUUUCCGUCGCAGAUUGUGAAUCCCGGUGAGAUUUAUAAGCAUAAUAUGUUGUUUUCAUUCUCGAUCGAGGAUAAGAAAGAUUUGGGAUCGAUAUAAGAAUCUUUUGGUUUACAGAAGGUGGUUGUAAGUUUUUACCGGUGUGGUUAUCAUAAUUUUCAACUUGUGAUCUUAUUUCCCUUUUAACUUUUGGAAAUUGACAACUC
Messenger RNA from Lactuca virosa, 1398 nucleotides. NCBI's taxonomy places the organism in Eukaryota, Viridiplantae, Streptophyta, Magnoliopsida, Asterales, Asteraceae. The record is from the annotation of a GenBank genome assembly.